Molecule: messenger RNA, 1284 nt
Organism: Brassica rapa (field mustard)
Lineage: Eukaryota; Viridiplantae; Streptophyta; Magnoliopsida; Brassicales; Brassicaceae
Molecular function (GO): nucleic acid binding; RNA-DNA hybrid ribonuclease activity
Source: RefSeq, a predicted model, not a curated record
AUGGGGAAAGCUAUAGGCAAUGGAAAAGAUACUUUGAUUUGGGACGAGCCUUGGCUGUCUUCAGACAAGCCAUCACGCCCAAUGGGACCACCUACAAGGGAAUCAAAGGACUGGCGAGUAUCAGAUCUAAUCUUGGAGGACUCCGGGGAAUGGAACAGAGAACGAAUCGAGCUCAUACUACCUAAUGCCGCUACUGAAAUCCUCAGCAUCAAGCCAAGCAAGUUAGGCAAAACAGAUGCUCUGGUUUGGCUCCCAACAAAGGAUGGCGAAUACAGCACUAAGACGGGUUACUACACAGGCUUAGCUUUACAGGAGACAACACAACCACAACCCUCACCCCAUCACCCUUGUAACUGGAACACUGACAUUUGGAGAGGAGCUUUCUCACCGAAACUCAGAGUAUUCCUUUGGAAGAUCGUCAAGGGCGCACUACCGCUAGGGGAGAAUCUUGAGAAGAGAAGCAUUUUGUCUGUUUCAAAAUGCAUUCACUGUGGCCAACAAGAGACGGCAGCUCACCUUUUCUUACACUGUAGUUUCGCUACAAAGGUGUGGGAAAUGGCUCCGCUACUCCAUGUACAAUAUAUCACCUCGGCUACUACCUUCACUACAGCUCUGAAAGAGUCAAAAAGGACUACUACCCUACCACCGACAGGACUGGCUGAUGGACCCCUGUUUCCCUGGAUUUGUUGGACAAUUUGGACUACUAGGAAUCAGCUAAUCUUUGAAAACAGAGUUUUCUCACCAUUGGAAACACUUACCAAAGCAAUAUGCUUGGCGCGCGAAUGGCAGGAGGCUCAGCUUCAUGGAAAGGUGCAGGACUCAACUAUCCCGGUGCUGAACCGGAGAAGCAACGCAACCAACACUUUUGCUGGAGUCUCGGUGUAUACUGAUGCAUCAUGGAAAGAAGGAUCAAACAAUGCGGGGCUCGGCUGGAUCUUUACGGACCACCUAGGAAGCAUCAUCAUAAAAGAAAGCAAACUGGAGGAGUUCGUAUCGUCCCCUCUCAUGGCGGAGGGUCUAGCAAUACGAGAAGCGUUGCUUCAAGCCCGCCGGCAGGGCUACUCCACUUUGACAGUGUUCUCGGACGCUCAGACGUUAGUCAGAGCCAUCAACGACAGAAAACCUCUUAAAGAGCUGUUUGGAAUCAUCCAUGAUAUCCUACAACUGUCUCUUGAGUUCUCUGUUAUUUCCUUUGUUUACAUUUCUCGCUUGAACAAUUCAGCUGCAGAUGCCCUUGCUAAAGGUGCUCUACUAGUUUCUUCUUCUACUCAGCUUCCAGUGUAA